AUGGCGAGCGACGAAUCGUCACCUUUGGUCGCCCGAAGUGCUAAUGGCCGUAGCAAGAAAGCGCUUAUCCUGAAGCUAACACUCGGUGGAGCGUUGCUGGUGCUGGCGUUGUGGCUGAUUCAAGACCACGGACACUCGGAUUCAACGCCCGAGGGCUCUUUUGUCUGCGGUGUCACCAACAGUUCCGCGGGUCAUAUCAAGCUAACGAACAAGGAGGACGAUCACUACUUCUACUGGUUUUUCGAGUCGCGCACGAGUCCCGAGACGGACCCAUUGGUAUUGUGGCUUACCGGAGGUCCCGGCUCUUCUAGCAUGUUCGCUCUAUUGACCGAGAACGGCCCGUGCACCAUCCAAGGCGACCUAAGCACCAAGUUGAACCCGUUCUCUUGGAACACCACGAACGUCAUUUGGCUGGAUCAACCCACAGGUGUGGGUUAUUCCUUUGGCUCUCCGGCUGACAAAGAUUUUAAUGAAACCAAUGUGGAACCGCGAGUUCUUCGUGACGGUGAAAGUUAUGGCGGACACUACGUUCCAGCAGCAGCGCACUAUAUUUGGUCGUUGAACAAGGAAACCAAGGCGAGUGACGAGGUCCCGCUUAUCAAUCUCCAAGGCCUGGCAAUCGGCAAUGGUCUCACCAACCCGGCGGUUCAAUACGCUUACUACCAAGACAUGAACCACAACCGAUACAACCUCACGCUCUUUACAGAAGGCGAAGAGCAGCAGAUGAAAUCUGAUAGUGUAGAGUGUAUUCGUUUAACGCAAGACUGUCAAGCAACACCACGCAAUGAUACAGCUUGCAAGAUAGCGCCAGAGUGUUGGUCCGAAAAGCUCAUCGCUCCGUUCAGCAAGGCAAACCGCGACAACUAUGACAUUCGCCGGCCGUGCAACAACAGCGACCCCAACUCCGCUUGUGGCGCUCAUCUGCUCAUUGCAGAAUACUUGAACUCGCCAACAGUACGCAAGUAUUUGAACGUAAAUGAGCGUGCGCCGGCCUGGCACGAAGACAGUGAUGAAGUGGAGAAGACAUUCACUGGCGAUGGCGACUGGUCCAUGCCGUUCCAUCAAUUCGUCGCUGAGAUGCUGGACGACGCUCUUCGCGUGCUAAUCUACGCUGGAGACGCCGACCUCAUGUGCCCCUGGAUCGGCAAUCGAGCCUGGACGCUGGAUCUCGAGUGGCAAGGCAAAGAUGGCUACAAUGCAGUCGAAGAGAGAGCAUUCAUCGCACAUGACCCGCUGCUACCCGAUGGAGGGAGCAACAUUGACGCGGGUGUGGUUCGAUCUUUUGACAACUUCGCGUUCGUCCGCGUGUACGAUGCUGGACACAUGGUGCCCAUGAACCAGCCCGCAGUCUCGCUAAACCUCAUCAACAGGUUCUUCACGAACAAAACGCUGUAA
Molecule: messenger RNA, 1395 nt
Organism: Phytophthora infestans T30-4
Lineage: Eukaryota; Oomycota; Peronosporomycetes; Peronosporales; Peronosporaceae
Product: serine protease family S10, putative
Exons: 2
Coding region: 1-1395 (464 amino acids)
Biological process (GO): proteolysis
Molecular function (GO): serine-type carboxypeptidase activity
Source: RefSeq, a predicted model, not a curated record